This is a messenger RNA of Phaeodactylum tricornutum CCAP 1055/1, 1881 nucleotides long. RefSeq lists its product with no specific name. Gene Ontology annotation, molecular function: GTP binding; GTPase activity; protein binding. Lineage: Eukaryota; Bacillariophyta; Bacillariophyceae; Surirellales; Neidiaceae. The transcript has a single exon. The record is from RefSeq and is a predicted model, not a curated record. Bases 52 to 1881 code for a protein of 609 amino acids. Gene Ontology annotation, cellular component: cytoplasm. Gene Ontology annotation, biological process: tRNA wobble uridine modification; tRNA methylation.
GCGGACCUUCGGGAAAGGAAGGAUCCCAACCGCAAGAGGGAGACUGGGAGCAUGCGGAUGACGACCCAGAGAUGCUAUUCUACUCAACAUUCUCGUCACUUCUCUUUCCAAUCUAUACGGAUACCUCAUGUGCUGCUAGCUAUGGUAGUUUCUGCGUGGUUCGGAUCACAGCCAACUAGAACAGUGCGGGCCUUUCCACUCACGCAGUGGAGAUGUCACAGUGUUCGUAGGAACACUAAUUGCCGACACGUCUCCCACUUGUCGUUCCAAAGGAACACAGUAUUCAAAGAACACACACGUACCAAGCGUGUACUCAUUCCUUCCACUACUAGACGGUAUUCUUCCGUAAACGAUGUGGACAUGACGACAACAGUAGCUACAACUUCAUCGCAGGACACAAUUUUUGCCUUGUCUUCUGGUGCUGCGACGGGUCAAGCAACGGCAGUAGCCGUUAUUCGCCUUUCGGGUCCCCAGGCGGGAGUCAUUCUUCAGCGCUUGACCCCCGGUAGGCCUCUUCCAAAACCCCGCACAGCAGCACUUCGAAAACUCCACGAUCUGGACGAUCCCAAGGUUGUACUGGAUCAGGCGCUGGUGUUGUACUUUUCCGGACCAAACUCGUUUACUGGCGACGACGUCGUCGAGCUGCAAGUACACGGUAGCCGGGCAGUCGUGACGGCUGUACUGGAGACGUUGGGUACCGCGGCACGCCUCGCUGAACCCGGUGAAUUUACGCAACGGGCUUGGCUGGCAGGCAAACUCGACGCUUUGCAAGUCGAGGCCUUGGCCGAUUUGUUGACGGCGGACACCGCCACCCAACGACAGCAGGCUCUCGCACAGCUUGACGGUCAACUCUCGGCCGUUUACGAUACCUGGAGGGAUAUGCUGGUAGCCGGCUUGGCUCACGCUGAGGCCGUGAUCGAUUUCGGGGACGACGAGCGAUUGGAUGACGCCUUGCUGGACGAAGAGGACCAACAACUGGCUCAGGACAAUGUCUGGGGUGGUGUAGUCGGCAACAUGGAAGUGCUCGAAAGAUCCAUGAGACGACAACUACAAGAUGCCCGGCGGGGAGAAUUGGUUCGGCAGGGCUUGCAAAUUGCCAUUGUCGGACCACCGAACGCUGGCAAAUCAAGCCUGUUCAAUAUUUUGGCUGAUCGCGAUGCCGCCAUAGUGUCUCCGACCGCCGGCACAACCCGCGACGUGUUGGAAUUGUCGCUCAAUUUGGGCGGCGUCAAAUGUGUCCUCCAGGACACGGCAGGCGUACGUACCUUCACCGACGACGCGAUUGAGAUGGAAGGGAUAGCGCGAGCCACCCGUGCGGCGGCGCAAGCAGAUCUCGUACUGGCCAUGGUCGAUUCAUCCGAUGUGGAAAGUGGUCUGGAGAUCUUGACCACUAUAUUGCAAAACUCUCCCAAUCUGGAUCGCCAACACGUACUGUUGCUACUCAACAAAUCAGAUUUGAGAGAAGAAAAACACCAAACGAUCGAAGUGCCUGGGAAGGAUGUUGUCGAGCUGAUUGGAGGACAGUACGAGAUUAGUUGUGCCACUCAAAAUGGUGUGGAUACGUUCUUGGAGAGCUUAACGAGAAUAUGUGUCGCAAGAGUAUCCAACACGGAUGCAUCGGAUCGAGACAAGACGUCGAUUGUGGACAGGGAAACGAGCGAGGGCACUUUGAUUACCCGUGCUCGUCAUCGCCAGCACGUGCAAGCCGCGGUAGAAGCUCUGGAACGUUUUCAGACGUUGUCCCAGCAGGGCACCAUGUCGGUCGAUCUCGCGGCGGAGGAAUUACGUCUCGCAGCAUCAGAGUUGGGUCGUAUAACCGGGGCGGUGGACGUGGAAGACGUACUAGACAAACUGUUUGCUGAUUUUUGUAUUGGAAAGUAA